Molecule: messenger RNA, 6299 nt
Organism: Biomphalaria glabrata
Lineage: Eukaryota; Metazoa; Mollusca; Gastropoda; Planorbidae
Exons: 25
Coding region: 251-5020 (1589 amino acids)
Biological process (GO): signal transduction
Molecular function (GO): protein binding
Source: RefSeq, a predicted model, not a curated record
AAUCAAUAGUUUCCCAUUCAGUUCGUUUAGGGCUUCAAAUGAUUUUGGUUUUUAUUUAUAGCAACGACUACUUCUGAACUUGUGGGUACUGUUUACCGGUGAGUGAAAUUAUAACAUGUGGAGCGAAGGAAAUAAUCAGACUGAAGCUAGAAUUAGGCACAUUUUGAAAGGUUACAACUAGACUUAGUUUCAAGUGAAACAUUUUUGUCAAACAUCUAAGAACACGUUACAUAACAUUGGUAAGCAAUAGAUGGAACAACUCAUCAAAAGUCAAAGUUUCGUUCAUGACGAUGAGAAUGUGUACGAUAACUUUAGAUCAACUUUCAGCUCUUUAAAAGACGAUGACACAGAGGUUGCCAAGAGAGGAUUACAGGAUGUCUUCAAGGGGUUAGAUGCCCUUGGUGAUAAACUCACAGAUAAAAUGAAGCCCCGCUUUGAAACCCAUGGCUGGAGAAUGGCUGAAUUUGCUUUUCAGGAAAUUGUAUAUACUGCUUGUGAAUUUACCAGAAGCAGUCCAUCUAAGGAAAUUGAAAACAGAUUCUACUUGUUUAUAGUCCGUCUACUUGACAAUAGCUUCACACUUCUGCAUAUAACCAUUGCUUAUAACUGUCUUCGGGAAUCGGAUCUGCGAGUAAAAGAACACAUCCAGGAGUUUGAUCAAACCAGUGUGACAAAGUUUUUGUCAGUUGUUUGUAAAUCAAUCAAGUCAGAAGAAACUAACUCUGGUGAUGACUAUGGAGACACUUACUACAGAUUUAUGUGUGAAGUAAUUCAAUACAUAUUGACUGAGAGUCAAGUGAAAGCAAACUUCAGCACACUCCUUGAUUAUGGAGCAUACUGUUUCUUAGACAGUAUUACGCUGAAGGAAGAUGUUUACAGUAACAUGGCGAGCAUAGGAUACAAGAUCAUAAAUCUUGUUGAUGAGCCGUUUGCAACUUCUGACAUUGAAAAGAUUAAACAUUAUAUCAAGAAAUGCAUAACACUUUUUCAAUCCCAAACCUUUGCACCAAAUAAGAAAGUAUCUAAAGAAACUUUGGGCUUUAUGGAAAAAAUGAUGAGUGAAAUGGGGAAACAUGGCAAGCUUGAAGAGCUCUACAAUGAAGUUUUUGAUCUUAUAAUAGCCACCACAAAAUGUACAUAUACUUUAGAAGGAGAGAACUAUCUCAUGGAUUUAUUUUAUGGAGCUCAAGUUUUUUUUUACAAUUAUGAAACUAAGACAGCAACAAAAGAUAUUGCUGCCUUUGAAAAUAUUGUACAGAAGUUUAUACAAGUGGUUAAUGAAUUGGACAUUAAAUUUUUGAAUCACAAUGGAUUUGCAUAUUCUGUUGUUGAAAAUGCUCUAUCUUACCACUUUGGAAAUAACAAACAGUUAUCAAAGUCGUGGCUGCAAAUGUUGGUUCCUCUACUUAGAAAGCCAUGUAAAAGUACAUUGAGAGCCUGUAAAACUUUAGUGUAUGAAAAUAAAGCAGUCAAAUGGAAGGAACAUACAGAUAUCAUUCGACCUGUGAUAGAAUUGAUUCAGUCUUUUCAGCCACCAACUUGUAUUGCAGACAUGGAUGAGGAGAAACAACAAGAUGCCAAGGAUUAUUUAGAAUACUUUAAAACAACUGUGGAGUACUUUUUUGAUGGUUUAGGAAAAGAUAAAUUAACAAAAACUUAUGGAAAAGUAAUGAUGAACCUGUCAUUAAAAUUUUUGAAUACUGAACAUGGAGAAUUGUAUAACCUUGCAGAGAACAUUGCUGAAAGAAUUGAAUUGAAUGCUAAAGAAGACAAGCCUGCAAUGAUUGAAGUGAUGAAAAAACUUCAUGAACUAGUGAAGAAUACAAAUCUACCUUGGUCUUCUUGCUGGUAUUUAUACAGAGCAGCCAAUGAUUUGAUAAGUGCAUCCAUAAAAUCUUUUAAAGAUGGUAAAGUAUUUUCAGACGAGGAUUUUGGAGUCUUGGUAUCCAUCUGCCUGACAUGCCUUAAAGAAGAUUGUUUAGAUUCAGAAAGCAGAACUUUUCCAUCUGGUCACUUUUCAAUGUUUCUUACUCUUGUAGGACCUUUAUUUGAAUGGCUUAAGGCUUUAAAUAAGAUGGAUCUAGCUGCUUCUCUUGUACCAGAACUUAUGAACUUAACAGCUGUAGAUGAUGAAAAUGUAUUGACUUUAGUUGGAGUGUACAUAUUACUAUUUGGACAAGUUCCAUCUGGCCAAAAGAUUGCUGCUCAAUAUUUGGACAGGCUGCUAAAAGCUUAUUUAGAUACAGAAAAUCAAAACUUUUUGAUGGCAAUCAAUGAAAUUUAUCCACACAAUCCAAAGGCUUUGACACCCCACUUCAGAACCUUAAUUGAACAAAUGAAAGACAGUGGUGAUCCAUCUUUAGUUUCAUACCUAGCACUGCUCUUUCAAAAAGUAUCAAAAAAACAGGCUGAGCUUUUCACCAGUAAAGAUAUUAAGAUGUUGUUUAAGAAGGUUCAAGAAGAUUUCACUUCACAAGUGUCCAUUCUUAUGAUUCUUCAAGAGUUAACAAAAAGAUGUCCAGAGAAAGUUAUUGAACAAAAACAGUUUUUGUUUGAUAAGUCAUCAUGGGUCCCAAAUGUGCAUUAUUACAUUAAUGAUAUGAUGAUAACUCUGGCUUUGUACAAAAAGGAUAUUGCUACUACUGUGAUGAGUGACAUAUGUCAGAGUUUGAAGUCCAGUCAAGACAAAAGCGAACUGUUGACUUUAUUUAAUUCACUUAGAGUCAUUGGCUUCAAGUAUCAAGAUUUAUUGAAAGAAAGACGAAAAGAAGUGGAAUCAUUUUCUGCAACAGAUCCAGACAUCAACAAUAUGAGGAAGUUAAUCCUAGAUAUGAUUGAUGGGAAGACGCCUGAUGAUAUGGUGAAGCAGUUAAAGAAACAAGAAGAAGAAUUAGCCAGUUUAGUUGGACGAGUGGAUGAAACGGAAGAAAUUCUGAAUGAAGUGAAAGUGGAAGUAUCAAAGCAAGGGGAGCAAUUAGAUAAUGUCAAGAAUGAAGUCAAAGAGCAAGGGCAAAAAUUAACUAAUGUAGAAAACAAAGUGGAUGAAACUGUUGCUAAAGUGGAAGAAAUUGAUAAGAAGACUCUAAGUCAUGCUCCAUUCUGGGCAAGAGACAUUUCCAAACUUUUAAAUCCAAAGAGUGAACAUGAUUGGAGGUUACUAAGCAGUCGCUUAGGUUACAACAAUGAAGAUAUUAGAGGUUGGGCUCAACAAGCAGAUCCUUGUAUGGCUUUACUGAAUGAAUGGUACACAACUCAUAAGACAAGUGAAGCAAGUCUGGCUGUUUUAACACAACUUCAAGAAAUGGACAGACUUGAUGCUGCUGCCAUUGUGGAGAAUGCUAUGAAAAAUGCUGAGGCAGUUGUUGAAGAUGAAGAGUUUGAGUAUCCCUCCCCUCCCCCAAUCUUCAUCAGCUACCAGUGGUCACACCAAGCAGAAGUCAAACUGUUAAAACAACAUUUAGAAAUGGCUGGCUAUGAGUGCUGGCUGGACAUUGGUCAGAUGGGAGGGGGAGAUAAACUGUUUGAGAAGAUUGACACUGGAAUCAGAGCAACUAAAGUUGUCAUCAGUUGUGUCACUAGUAAAUAUGCCAAGUCUCCAAACUGCAACAGAGAGGUGAACUUGUCAGUAAGUCUCAACAAACCCAUAAUACCACUAUUACUAGAGCAAUGUCCGUGGCCACCACCUGGCUCUAUGGGACCAAUAUUUAGUGAAUAUUUAUUUAUCCGAUUCUUCCAACGAACUGGAGAGGAAAUGCCUGACCAGAGAUAUUGGGCAAAAGACAAAUUCCAAGAACUUUUAAUGCAACUAAAUGUGGUUGGAGUUCCUCCUGAUGAAACCAAAGUACAACCAGAAUAUAGAAACUGGUGGAUUCCAGUUGUUCAAAAAAUUACAAUAGACAAAAGUAAAACCAAAAAUGGUGGAACAGUAGCAGAAGUGGUGCAGUCUGAUUUGGAUAAAAUUGCUUCUGAGUCCCCAGACAUUUUCAUUUCUUACCAGUGGGGGAAACAGAAGAACAUAAUCAAAUUAUAUGAACGACUGACCUCCCUUGGCUUUAGCUGCUGGCUGGACAUCAAACAAAUGGGAGGGGGAGAUUCACUGUAUGACAAAAUUGAUAGAGGCAUUAGAGGCUGUAAGGUGGUUUUGUCAUGUGUCACACAGAAGUACUCACUGUCUGCCAACUGUCGUCGUGAAGUCAGUCUGACUGAUUCUCUUAAGAAACCAAUGAUUCCAUUACUACUGGAAAAGAUGACCUGGCCACCAAGUGGACCCAUGAGUAUGGUCAUGACACAAUUAGUCUACAUUAAUUUUUCUAAGGACGAAUCAAUUCAAAUGACAUGGGAUGGUUCAGAAUUCAAUGACUUAUUAAAUCAAAUAAAACAACAUAUUCCAAACAAGAUGACUACAAUGACCACUUCAAGUAAUAAUUCAACAGAAGUAGCAAAGUCUACCACCAUUAUUGUCUCUCCUUCAACUAAGACAACACAGAACACAUUGAAACCAACUUCACCUUUACAGAAACCAGAGAGAAAAAAUUCACAACCCACAAAAUCAACACUAGCACCAUCACUAGCACCAUUAAAACCACAGCCUAAAAUUAACCAAAUACAAAAACUUCCUUCUCCUGUGACAUCUCCUCCAUCAACUGCAUCUUCUCUUUUGAAACAAGAUUCUGUUAAAAAAUCUGACACUUCUGUCAGAGCACCACACACUAAACCACUCAAUAAACCACUCACUAAACCAUUACCUUCUUCAAAAACUUUACCAUCAAACAAAACACAGAUGGAAGAACAAAAUAAUACAAGUAAUAAUGAAGCUCUUAGCAUAAGACCAACAUCCAAAACAAUUCUAAAGCCUAUUUCAUCGGAUGCCAGGCAGCCUUCCAAGCAAGCUGCAUCAUCAAAGUCACCAGGGAAAACUCAACCAGUAAAAACCAUUCAGCGGACACCUGGAAGACCUUCAAGACUUCCUCCGAUAGAACAAGAAAAUGGUGAAAAGAAAUCUCCAGCAAAGAAAGUUUAAUUAAAAUGAUCAAAUGCAAUAGUAUCAUGUAGUAAAGAUUAAUUUGUCCUACAGGCAUGUCAAACAUUCAAUAAUUAGAGUGUGGGUGUGUCCUUGCAGCCUAACCAAGACACAAUCAAAAUUUGGUUCAGUAACAGCAAAUGUUUUUUUUUAAUUUAAUUCAAUCCUUAAAACUUUAGACAAUGUUGACAUUUCACUUUUACAUGAUUUACAAUUGUUCAUUUAGUAGGAGAACAAUGUAAUGGAACAUUUUAUGAAACUGUGGAAUGUUUGAAAUGUCCAUAACAGAAUUUUUUAUUGGAUGAUUUGCUUACAAUUUGUUCUCUUUAUCUCAGCACCAGUCUAGAUUCAGCUGGCACAAAAAGUAAUGAAACCCAAUGGUACACCAACAUUUGAACUAUAGAAGUAUAUUGAAAUGUUUUUAAAGAAAAUCUGCUAAUAUGAGUGCAUGAACUGAGGUUUUAUUUGCAGCUAGACACAGAACAUUUGAAAACAUCAGGAAUCUUCUAGAAAAACACGAAUGAAAAAUGUAAAAAAAUACUUUGAAAAAAUAAUAAAGCUUAUACGAAGUGUAAUUGUAUCAAUGAGUUUGGAUCAGUCUUGUAAUACUAUUUGUAAUAGAUCAAGACUAGAACAAUGGGGGGGGGGGGGGGGCAUGAAAGGUAUAUCUGGCUGAAUUGGACCGUAAUCAUUUUUUGAAAGCAUUUAUAAAAAAUAAGGGGAAUUACAUGAAUUCGAACUCAUGGUUCAAACGGACAUUCUAUCCACUCUGAUAGUGAGGUGCUUAUGAAAAGGCUGUAUAAUUAUCUAUUGUUUGUUAAAACUUUAAUGUGGCGACCUAUGAAGGGGACUAAUUUAGUCAAGUACUAUUUCUUUCUCUUGUUCGAGAUACCAAACAAACUACUUAAUUACCAAUAAUUGUAUUUUUUCCUUGUGUUGUCAGGUAAAAGAAAUAUUGCAAAAUUUCAGCUUGAUCCGAGCUAGGGUGUCGGAGAAAUAACGUGUACAAACUUUUUACUAGACAGAGUGAGUUGAUAUAAGCUUGGUAAAAAGGAUUAUAUUUUGAUUAUCAUUAUUUGAAAUAGUAUAUGCUUAUAUUUUGUUCAAUUUAUUUAUCUCAAUGACCAAUAGAAACUUUUUUUUUGUAUUCUUUAAAGCUAAACUCAACGCUGUGUUUUUAUCUAGAUCACUGUAUAUUGUUAUGUUUUGUUUACGCUCUAUAUUUCUGAAAGGAUUUUAAAAUGUUUCAGAAAAAAAAAAAUAUAGGCUAUACAAUGGA